AUGUCCCGUGGUCUUAAGCUGUACUAUGAUUUCAUGUCGCAACCAUCAAGAGCGCUUUAUAUAUUUUUGUCGAUCAACAAGGUUCCUUUCGAGCGAUGCCCAGUAGCGCUUAGAAAACUUGAACACAAAACAACCGAUUACAAAACGAAUGUUAACCGGUAUGGAAAAGUGCCCUGCAUUGUGGAGCAGGAGUUCCGACUCGCAGAGAGCGUUGCUAUUUACCAAUACCUAUGCCGCGAGUAUCGAGUAUCGCCCAGUUGGUAUCCGGAAGACACCGUAUGCAAGGCGCGUAUCGAUGAAUACCUUUCCUGGCAGCAUUUGAAUAUACGCGCAGACGUAUCCUUGUACUUUUUCCACGUUUGGUUAAAUCCACUGCUGGGUAAGGAAGUGGAUGCCGACAAGACGGAUCGUUUGCUUGAGCGAUUGAACAACGGGUUGAACUUUUUCGAGCAAACUUUAUUAUGCAACGGUAGGCAACCUUUUCUCGCCGGAGAUUCCAUUAGCAUAGCCGAUCUAUCGGCUGCUUGUGAGAUUGAACAAGUGAAAAUAGCAGGGUACGACCCAAGCAGUGGUAGGCCGUAUCUGGCCAAAUGGUUGAAAGCCGUACGGGAGUGUACGAAUCCGUACUAUGAUGAGGCCCAUAAAUAUGUUUAUCGACUGGCACCAGAACAUAUUGCUACUCCUGCCGUUCUUGAUGACGACUGA
This is a messenger RNA of Anopheles marshallii, 705 nucleotides long. Its product is annotated as glutathione S-transferase theta-1-like. The record is from RefSeq and is a predicted model, not a curated record. The transcript is spliced from 2 exons. Gene Ontology annotation, cellular component: cytoplasm. Bases 1 to 705 code for a protein of 234 amino acids. Gene Ontology annotation, molecular function: glutathione transferase activity. Lineage: Eukaryota; Metazoa; Arthropoda; Insecta; Diptera; Culicidae. Gene Ontology annotation, biological process: glutathione metabolic process.